UACGAUCGUGAUCAUUAUAAAUUCGUUAUGAACGCAAGUUUACUCAAUAUCGAACGAAAUGCGUUAUUACAAAUUUCACGGUAUUCAAGUGUAGCUACAAAACAAACGCCUGCUGAAUACUGUUUUGAAUUAGUUAGAAAACUAGAUUAUGAAAAUUUUUUAUGUACAUUGUUACUAAAACGUAUAGCAAGAUCAUCUGCAUUUGCAAUACGUGCGUUUAAUGUGGAAGUGGCUCAAGUACAAGAUCAAGUACACGAUUAUAAAAUAGGACAAAUGAGAUUAAAAUUUUGGGCGGAUGGAUUAAGUAAUACGUACAAGGGAAGUCCUCCAAGAAGUCCUGUUUUUUUGGAAUUACAUAGGACUCUACAGAAGUGUUCCCUUUCCAAACAUUAUUUCAAACGCCUAAUUGAUGCUCGUCUAGAAAGACUUAACAACAGUCCAAUUCAAAAUAUUAAUGAAAUAGAGAAAUAUGCAGAGUACAGUACUUCUUCCAUUUAUUACUUAUUAUUGGAGGCACAUGGUAUAACCAACAUAAAUGCAGAUCAUGUUGCAAGUCAUAUGGGCAAAGCACAUGGAAUAGUUAACUUAAUUCGAUCGAUUCCUUAUAAUGCCAAAAAAAGAGUGAAUAUGUUACCACAAGAUAUUUUAAUGAAGUAUGGUGUUUCUACAGAAGCAGUGUUUCAGGGUGAACCAAGUAAGGAUUUAAAAAAUGUGAUAUUUGACAUUGCUUCUUGUGGGAAAUUGCAUUUAGAUGCGGCAAUUUCUCUUAAAAGUAAAAUGGAAAAAAAUGCGGGUUUGAUUUUUUUACCAAUAGUUUGUUUGGAAAAUUAUUUAAAUGAAUUAAGGAAGUCAGACUUUAAUGCUUUUGAUACACGAUUACAGAAAAGAAACAGUUUACUUCCUGUACGCUUGUAUUGGAAAAAAUUGAUGUACUGACAUUGGUAUC
Molecule: messenger RNA, 946 nt
Organism: Hylaeus volcanicus
Lineage: Eukaryota; Metazoa; Arthropoda; Insecta; Hymenoptera; Colletidae
Gene: sicily
Product: NADH dehydrogenase (ubiquinone) complex I, assembly factor 6
Exons: 4
Coding region: 28-936 (302 amino acids)
Biological process (GO): biosynthetic process; mitochondrial respiratory chain complex I assembly
Cellular component (GO): mitochondrion
Source: RefSeq, a predicted model, not a curated record